AGUAGUGAAAAUAACACAAAAGACUAAAUUAAAUUUAUAAAAGGUACAGUUAAUGUAAAUAACUACAUACACAGAAUAAAAACCGAAUCAAAAGCACCCUAUAAUAAAUAAAAUUCUAAAAACAUUAAGAGCAGAAAGCAUUAGACUGGUAAUUUCUGAAACUUUUUGUGGAUGAUAGUUCAAAGAAGGCUAAUUUCUCCACGUUCAUAUUGUGAAUUUGGAUCAUCAUAAAUUAUUAUUCCAGCACUAAAGGUUGGUGUUUACAGCACAUGUAUGUGUAGAUAUGGUUCUGUUUCGUUCCCUCCUGACUGCCAGUGGCAGUAAACAGAGUGGAUGUAUCUCCUCGCGCUCUGCGCAGGUCGAGUACUAAUGUAAACAAAGUCACGUACGUGACACGUAGCGCACCUGGUCGCGAGUCUAUAAAUUACGCGCCGAUAGCUACGUUCGGGUCUCCCGGGAUCUUCUCGCCCGAGAAGUUCCGAGUGACCCCUGUGACUGGCAGUCAUCCAGGAACUCACAGAACCAUAGUUACACCGUAACUUCCGUUCUCUGCUGCAACACACCUGAUAAAAAUCAGCAAAUGAUUAACAGGGUUCUCCAGAGCUGAACUGCCGGUUCACCGACUCAGGUGUGUAGGAGUAGGAACUAACUAGAACCUGCUGGUUAAGGACCUGGGCACCCCUGCAGUGAAACACAAAAAAGGUCUUCAUGACAAUCCCUGGUUGUGUGACUGCCAGAUCUCUAUGGUGGCAUCACUGUCCAUGUCCCUGGGGAGUCCAGUUGUUCUGAUGGAUCAGCUGAUAAUGUGCAGUAGAUCUAUGGGUCAGUCAGGGAUGCUGCUGAUGCAGGCUGAAUUUCCUCGAUGUAUGAGGCCUUCGGUUCAGCCUACAGCCACCAGGGUCAUCUCUCCUCUGGGCAGCAAUGUGAUCCUCCGCUGUGAUGCUAGUGGGUACCCAACACCAACCCUGACCUGGAUUAAAACUUCAGCUUAUGAUAAUUGUUGUCAACAAGAAAUCCUGCAGAACUCUGAACGACUACCUCAGGUUUUGGAGAGUUUUCUGCAAGAAUCUCCUCGAGUUGGAGUUCGUUGGUCAAUAAUCAGUUUGAAUGGCUUAUCGUUCAAGGAUGCGGGAGAAUAUCGCUGCCAGGCACGAAACAUGGCUGGAAUAUCUGAGGCCACAAUCAAACUAAAAGUUAUAGGGGUAUCAAAACUAUCUCGGCCUCCAAAGAAAAAAUCCCAAAUAACACGCAUUAAGUCAUCAUGAAAAUACAAAAAGGCAUGUCAUGACCCCUGUGAGAUGCAGCUGGUGGUCCUGUGUUUUAUGUGGUCUUUUCUGCUGAUUUGUUCUCUCGGUCAUACACCUACUGCUGUUUACAUGGGAGCUGCAUCAGCACCACAAUGUGACCCUCAUACUUGGAAAGAAGACGGCAGCCUCCACAGUGUAUACUGGUUACCAUGGGUGCAGCAAUGAGAUCCUACUCAAGCUCCUUCACUGAAGAUCCCUUUGUGCUAUCCCAGCUGUGCCCGAUUGGACUGAAUACUUCAAAGACAUCAAAGAAGUUUAUAGAAAGUAGACUGAAACAUGAAUCGAGGUGCUACUUGUAACUGAUUAGACUCCUCAAGGGCGUUAAGCUGUUCAAAUACUUUGUUUUUGUAUAGGCGCAGCUUUCUGUGAGAAUUGUCUCUAUGUUACUCUGUUUUGCAGAUUGUGGAGUUGAAUUUCAUGAUUUUGUUUCCCACUGCUUGCCGUUUCUGUUUGUAGUAGAGUUUUCUGAUUCAUCCCUGGUUUGCCAUCCAUAUAACUCUCUUUGUUGGAAGUUUGUGGUUUAUGAGUGGGUUGUCACCAUAAGAUUCCUCCCUUGGAAGAAACAUUGAUUUAAUCUUUUUUUAAAACAUUGAAUCAUUCAAUGUACUUUGUCCAGAGGUAGUUAUUGUUUGAGAAAGGGUUAGGUGUGGAUUGAUUAUCUUGAUCACACACACCAUCAGCAGCUCCUUUGUCCUCUUUGACUACCACACUGUUUCAAGGGUUGUGAUCCACAUUGGUCAUUUACGGAUAUUUUCAUGUUUUGUUGUUGUUAUAGUAUAUAGAGGCUCUCAUUUAAGCCUCUGGGAUGCACAGUGUCCAACUUAGCAACCCACAGCUUCUCAGUUCUCCUCCGUUACUGUGUGGUCCAGUCAGGGUUUGACUCAAGCACCCUGGCAUGAACAGACUUCCACCCAUGUGUAAUAAAGUGUUGAACCAAA
Nothobranchius furzeri (turquoise killifish) is the source of this 2245-nucleotide messenger RNA. The record is from RefSeq and is a predicted model, not a curated record. Lineage: Eukaryota; Metazoa; Chordata; Actinopteri; Cyprinodontiformes; Nothobranchiidae.